AUGUGUAGUGUUUCACUCUACAUACACCGUGUAGCACUCCAAAGUCGGAGUGAACAACAUGUGGUGACACAUUCACUCCUAGUUUGGAGUGUUUCACUCUACAUACACCGUGUAGCACUCCAAAGUCGGAGUGAACAACAUGUGGUGACACAUUCACUCCUAGUUUGGAGUGUUUCACUCUACAUACACCGUGUAGCACUCCAAAGUCGGAGUGAACAACAUGUGGUGACACAUUCACUCCUAGUUUGGAGUGUUUCACUCUACAUACACCGUGUAGCACUCCAAAGUCGGAGUGAACAACAUGUGGUGACACAUUCACUCCUAGUUUGGAGUGCUACACAAAGUAUGGGGAGUGAUUCACACCAUAAUCAAUCUGUAACCCCCGCCACAUUUGGAGUCAUCAAACCAUGUAUACACAAUUGGCACAAACACACUUUUGGAGGUCUUCACCUCAUCUAUGGAGUGUUUCACUCCCAAUUCAACAUGUAUCCUUUCCAAAUCCAAAUAGGAUUGCAAAGCUUCAAUGGUCAACUGAGUCAUUACAAAGUACCUGGUUAA
Melampsora larici-populina 98AG31 is the source of this 558-nucleotide messenger RNA. RefSeq lists its product as uncharacterized. Bases 1 to 558 code for a protein of 185 amino acids. The transcript has a single exon. Lineage: Eukaryota; Fungi; Basidiomycota; Pucciniomycetes; Pucciniales; Melampsoraceae. The record is from RefSeq and is a predicted model, not a curated record.